Orcinus orca (killer whale) is the source of this 3578-nucleotide messenger RNA. It is a transcript of the gene LARGE2, whose product is annotated as LARGE xylosyl- and glucuronyltransferase 2. Gene Ontology annotation, molecular function: glucuronosyltransferase activity; xylosyltransferase activity. Gene Ontology annotation, biological process: protein O-linked glycosylation via mannose. The record is from RefSeq and is a predicted model, not a curated record. Bases 988 to 3075 code for a protein of 695 amino acids. NCBI's taxonomy places the organism in Eukaryota, Metazoa, Chordata, Mammalia, Artiodactyla, Delphinidae. The transcript is spliced from 15 exons.
GCGGGGAGAAUCAUGCCUGUGUCACAGGACUGAUGUGAGGGUUAACUGCAGUGAGGCUGUGGAACCUCAGCAUAGGUCCUGGCACAGAAGCAUACACGCUCAGUCAACCGUGGUUGUUUGUUCGCAGUCCAGAGCGUCCCCUAACCCCUCCAGGGCGGAAGGUCGGGGGGGAAAGGAAGAGAUGCAGGCCGGGCGCCAGGCACAUUCACGACGGUCUAGUGAAGGGUUGGGGAUCCCCGGCCCUGCCCGGGAAGCCCAGGCCGCCUGAGUCAGUAAGGCCCCUCGCCAACUCUCGGGCAGGAGGCGACCUUCACAAGGCCGCUUUAAGCUGCCAGGACACCUGGACUGAGUGGGGGUGGAGCAGACAGGGAGGAAAGCGGGGACUCCAAGUGCUCCACUGCUCUCCUGGGCGAGUCUCGGCCGGCCCCGCCUCCCGCCCCCUGAGCAGGUGUCCGGACCCGUGAGGCCCGGCCUUCCAGCCCGCCCCCUCCCUCUUAACUCCGGCUACUCCUUUGAUCCCGGGUCUGGGGAUACGGCCCCUCCCGCAAGAGAAGGUUCGGGGGAGGAGAUGGGGCAGCUAAGAGGGGGAUGGGCUCAGAGCAGGUAGUUGGGACUGGUCCUUCCUGGGUGGCUGCCCCCAAGCCCUCCAGCCAUCCUGAGGGUUCCCGGGUUUCGUCCCCCCACUGUAGGGGUCCUCGUAAGCCCGGGCAGGGGCGGGGCGGGGCCUCCCUUUCCCCCCCACCCCGGGGAGGGGUCUCCCCGCCCCUUCGGAUUCAGCCAAGCGGAGAUGAAACCUGAACCCAGGUUGGGGGCGGGGCUGGCUCCCGCUCCGACCGGGCUGGCCUGCUCCUUCAUCUCCCCUUUGCCUGCACCCCAGCCGUCUUCUGAGAGAGUAAGGUCGGGAUCCCCAAGACGCUGGAGCAGGGCCCGCGAUGGAGCCCACAGCCCGGGGUCGCGCCCCGCCGUGAGCACCCCCUGCCCACAGCCAUGCUGCCCCGAGGGCGCCCCCGGGCGCUGGGGGCCGCAGCACUGCUGUUGCUGCUGCUUCUGAUCGGUUUCUUCCUGUUCCGUGGGGACCUGGACUACGAGCGGCCGCGGCCGCGGGGGACUGCUGCCUUCGACGGAGACCCGCCGGCAGACCCCGGGGGCCACAACGGCUCGGAUUGCAUCCCGCCGCGGCCGCGGCCGCCCAAGUGCGAGCUCUUGCAGGUGGCUAUCGUGUGUGCGGGUCAUAACUCCAGCAGAGACGUCAUCACCCUGGUGAAGUCCAUGCUCUUCUACAGGAAAAAUCCACUGCACCUCCACUUGGUGACUGACGCCGUGGCCAGGAACAUCCUGGAGAUGCUCUUUCACACAUGGAUGGUGCCUGCUGUCCAGAUCAGCUUCUACAACGCUGAUGAGCUCAAGCCCCAGGUCUCCUGGAUACCCAACAAGCACUACUCUGGCCUCUAUGGGCUAAUGAAGCUAGUGCUGCCCAGCGCCCUGCCCCCUGACCUGGCCCGUGUCAUUGUCCUGGACACAGAUGUCACCUUUGCCUCCAACAUUGCAGAGCUCUGGGCACUCUUUGCUCACUUUUCUGACAAACAAGUGAUUGGUCUCGUGGAGAACCAGAGCGACUGGUACCUCGGCAACCUCUGGAGGAACCACAGGCCCUGGCCUGCCUUGGGCCGGGGAUUUAACACAGGCGUGAUCCUCCUGCGGCUGGACCGGCUCCGGCAGGCUGGCUGGGAGCAGAUGUGGAAGCUGACAGCCACACGGGAGCUUCUCACCCUGCCUGCCACCUCACUGGCUGACCAGGACAUCUUCAAUGCCAUAAUCAAGGAGCACCCGUGGCUGGUGCAGCCCCUGCCCUGCGUCUGGAACGUGCAACUGUCAGACCACACGCUGGCUGAGCGCUGCUACUCAGAGGCGUCCGACCUCAAGGUGAUCCACUGGAACUCACCAAAGAAGCUUCGCGUGAAGAACAAGCACGUGGAAUCCUUCCGCAACCUCUACCUGACCUUCCUGGAGUACGAUGGGAACCUGCUGCGGAGAGAGCUCUUUGGGUGCCCCCGCCCGCCCCCUCCUGGGGCCGAGCAGUUGCAGCGGGCCCUGGCGCAACUGGACGAGGAGGACGCAUGCUUUGAGUUCCGGUGGCAGCAGCUCACUGUGCACCGUGUGCACAUCACCUUCCUGCCCCACAAGCCACCGCCCCCCCAGCCCCACGAUGUCACCCUGGUGGCCCAGCUCUCCAUGGACCGGAUACAGAUGCUGGAAGCCCUGUGCAGGCACUGGCCGGGCCCCAUGAGCCUGGCCUUGUACCUGACAGACGCAGAGGCCCAGCAGUUUCUGCGUUUCGUGGAGACCUCGGUGGUGCUCUCCGCCCGGCAGGAUGUGGCCUACCACGUGGUGUACCGUGAAGGUCCCCUCUACCCCAUCAACCAGCUUCGCAACGUGGCCUUGGCCCAGGCCCUCACACCUUACGUCUUCCUCAGUGACAUUGACUUCCUGCCUGCCUACUCCCUCUACGACUACCUCAGGGCCUCCAUCCAGCAGCUGGAGCUGGGCAGCGGGCGGAAGGCAGCUCUGGUGGUGCCCGCAUUUGAGACCCUGCACUACCGCUUCAGCUUCCCCAGUUCCAAGGCCGAGCUGCUGGCCUUGCUGGACGCUGGGUCUCUCCACACCUUCAGGUACCAUGAGUGGCCCCGGGGUCACGCGCCCACAGACUAUGCCCGCUGGCGAGAGGCUCAGGCCCCGUACCACGUGCAGUGGGCAGCCGACUACGAGCCCUAUGUGGUGGUGCCACGUGACUGCCCCCGCUACGACCCCCGCUUUGCGGGCUUCGGCUGGAACAAGGUGGCCCACGUCGUGGAGCUGGAUGCACAGGAAUAUGAGCUGCUGGUGCUGCCGGAGGCCUUCGUCAUCCACCUGCCGCACGCCCCAAGCCUGGACAUCUCCCGCUUCCGCUCCAGCCCCACCUAUCGUGACUGCCUACAGGCCCUCAAGGACGAGUUCCACCAGGAUCUGUCCCGCAGAUUCGGGGCUGCUGCCCUCAAAUACCUCACCGCCCUGCAGCAGCCCCGAGGCCCCACCUGACCUCACACCUGCCCCCGCACACUCCCUGCAGACAGCACACUCCCUGCAGACACACGAGCGACCUUGCUGCCGCCCCACCCUCCCUGCUAUUUAAAUUAUUUAUGGUCUCUGUGGGAAGGGCUGGGGCGGCGCCUCCCUUCGCUGCUAUCCUAUGGCUGGGGGUCUAGUGAUCCUCUGCCCCAGCUGGUUUGGGGCUGGUUCCUGCAUCCUCACCUGUGACACCCCUUUUUCACAAGUAAAGUUUUAACAGUUCCUUUUCAUGUUCCUCUUGGUUUGGGGCAUGAGGAAGUGAGCCUGGGGAGGUGCUGAAUCUGGCACGGAGGCUGCCGGGACUGGAGUGUGUCCUGUCCACCCUCCCCUGCCCCAAACCCAACACCAUGAGUCUGAGAGACUUUAUUUGGCUUUAUUUAGUAAAAUGUUAAAAUAAAUAAAUACAAAUUGAUCAGCUGCUCUGUAUCCCCCCCACCCCCUCAAAACAAAAAUCAAACAAACAAAAACAAAAA